Messenger RNA from Etheostoma spectabile (orangethroat darter), 805 nucleotides. Its product is annotated as E3 ubiquitin/ISG15 ligase TRIM25-like. The record is from RefSeq and is a predicted model, not a curated record. Gene Ontology annotation, molecular function: zinc ion binding. The coding region runs from base 44 to 805 and encodes 253 amino acids. Lineage: Eukaryota; Metazoa; Chordata; Actinopteri; Perciformes; Percidae. The transcript has 2 exons.
AGCACAGUGCCCACUGAGCUGCCAUACCGGUGCACACACAGCUAUGGGGACUGUAGAGGAAACCUUUAAGUGUCCCGUCUGCCAGGACUUCUUGACAGAUCCUGUGACGCUGCCCUGCGGACAUGACUUCUGCCUCACCUGUAUCCAGGCUGUGUGGGAAACAGAGGGAUCUGAUGAGGGUCCUUUCUUCUGUCCAGAAUGUCAGAUAUUCCUCCCCUCUGACCUCACACUGGAGGUAAACACCAGCCUUCAGAAUAAAGUAAAGGACUUCAUCAAUAACAGCUCGUCAAUAGAAGAGCUACGGACACCACCACCAAGCGGGGCAACCGUAUCAUCUUCAACCAUCCGCUGUGACCACUGCAUAGAGACACCAUCGGUGGCCAUAAGGACCUGUCUGACCUGUGAUGCCUCACUGUGCCAGGCUCACGCCCUGCUGCACCAGCAGAGGUCUGCUCUGAGGGAGCACACAGUUGUGGAGGUGACGGGGGAUCCUCUGUCUCUGAAGUGCAGGGAGCACCGUGAUGAGCUCAAGCUCUUCUGCAUGGAGGAGAGGGCCCCUGUGUGCUGUCUGUGUGUCCUGGUCGGCACGCACAAAAACCACAAAGUGUUUCAACUCCAUGAAGCCUGCACAGACUACAAGAGCAUGUUGGAGACCACCAUGAUCAAACUGCUGAAGAGGAGAAGUGAAGCAGAACAUGCCAUCAUGGACUUGGAGUCAUUGUAUACACAAACAGUGGUACCGUCGAUGGGAAAUAGCCAUCUAUUGUUUUAUUUGAAGACUCCCCUCUUGUAUGUAUUUAAAUAA